AUGUUGUUCAGGGGUGACCUAGUUCAUUGCCCCAGUCUGGGAGAGUUGGAGAUUGUGCACGACCACCUAUUAGUCAUAGAUGACAAGGGCUAUGUGAGCCAUGUCGUACCAUCAGGUUCCAAGGUAGCCCUGCAAAUCAUCGAGAACGCGUCGGAUCCGCCCAUAGUUAUUCCUCGGGGCAGCUUCCUCCUCCCCACGUUCUGCGAUCUUCAUCUGCACGCUCCCCAGUUUCUGUACCAGGGAACAGGCCUGCAUCUCCCACUGAUGCAAUGGCUGGACGAGUAUGCGUUCAAGGCAGAAGAGAGCCUCGACGGUGAUCCCGAUCUGGCUAUGAGGGUGUACACGCGGCUUGCGGCUCGACUGAUAGAGAACGGUACGGGAGCGGUCCUCCUGUUCGGUACCAUCAAAGAAGAGACAAAUUUGAUCCUGGCCGAGGUAAUGCAAACAGCCGGCAUUCGCGCAUUCGUAGGAAAGCUCUCGAUGGACGUUUCGUCUCGAUCAUCAUAUGUCGAAGAGUCGGCAGACGCUGCACUCUCUUCCGCACGCUCAUUUACGGAAAAAUGCCUUGAACUAGUGAAUAGAUUGCCCGAGCACGAUCGUCUCAUCGCACCAGUACUCACACCGCGCUUCGUUCCUACAUGCACCGACGCGCUCCUGAAGGGCCUAGGCGACCUCUCAGAAAGCAGAGGCCUUCGCAUCCAGAGCCACAUGGCGGAGGCCCUCGAGCAGGUGCAACUGGUCAAGAGCGACCGCGGGAUUGACGACAUCGAAGUCUUCUCCAGAAGCAACCUUUUAACACCGCGGACCGUGCAGGCGCAUUGCACGUUCCUCGACCCACCGUCACUUGCCCGCGUCGCAGAGUGCGGCACUGCCGUAGCACACUGCCCGCAGUCCAACGCGUACUUCUCCGCCGAGCCCUUCCCCCUUCGCGAGGCGCUGCACCUCGGGGUGAAGGUGGGGCUUGGGUCCGACAUCGCCGGUGGGUACAGUAUUGACAUCAUGGACUGCAUGCGACGAGCGGUCGCGGUCUCGCGGAUGCGCGAGGGCGCCCGAGUGAUGGGCCACACUACAAUGAAGCUCAACGAUGGCAGUGGCGAACUCGCAAAUCUGUCUGUGGACUGGAAGGAGACGCUGUAUCUGGCUACCAGUGGAGGAGCAAUUGCGCUGGGCUUGCCUUCAGGAAGCAAUACGUUUACCGUCGGCGCACCUUUUGACGCGCAAUGCAUCCACCUCUUUGAGAAGGACACAGGGACCGGUAUAGGUCCAUUGGACUUCUUCCAUGAGCACGCAGAACCUUUGGACGAAGUAGAAUUGACGAAUGACAUGAUUGAAAAAUGGUGGUGUAUCGGAGACGUGCGGAAUCGGGGGAAAACGUGGGUGCAAGGUAGGCGUGUAGCAAUGCGAUGA
Messenger RNA from Sparassis crispa, 1407 nucleotides. RefSeq names its product Probable guanine. Gene Ontology annotation, molecular function: guanine deaminase activity; zinc ion binding. Gene Ontology annotation, biological process: guanine metabolic process. The record is from RefSeq and is a predicted model, not a curated record. Gene Ontology annotation, cellular component: cytosol. The transcript has 5 exons. NCBI's taxonomy places the organism in Eukaryota, Fungi, Basidiomycota, Agaricomycetes, Polyporales, Sparassidaceae. Bases 1 to 1407 code for a protein of 468 amino acids.